AUGGCGAAGACAUAUAAGCAAAUGAAGGAGGCCUGGGUGUCUGGACACACCGGGAGCUCCGUGGCAGACGUUAAUAGCGUCUCGCUCGCAAUGCCUCUGAGCAUUCUACUUUGGUCGGUCAUACAGUCGCGCAUGCGCCUUUUCACACCUUACACACCACCUGCCUUCUUCGUUGACUUCCUGCUCAACUGUGGAGCCACGUUGUUCGCGACUACCAUAUACUCCUCUUCGCCAUGGAUUCUGAACCUACUUCUACUGCUACCGGCAAUCACCCUUUACGUAUUCGAGAAGCCGGCUCCAGCGAAAGAUACUCCGCGACCACCGAAGAUCAACAAGACUGAAAAGGACACGAAGCUCGACGCACUCCCCGUCAAGCCGUUCAUUACGAAUUACCGUGGUGCGAUGAUGGUCAUUACAUGUGUUGCCAUCCUGGCAGUCGACUUCCGCGUCUUUCCUCGGCGCUUUGCAAAAGUGGAGAACUGGGGUACUUCGCUCAUGGAUAUGGGUGUGGGAUCCUUCGUCUUCACGGCUGGAGUAGUGUCUGUCCGGGCGUCUCUCAAAGAAGGGGCUAGCCGUCAGCCGCUAUGGAAGCGCCUCACAGCGUCGUUCAGACAUGCUAUCCCCCUUCUUGCCCUAGGUACAAUACGGCUCAUCUCUGUAAAAGGACUGGACUAUGCUGAACAUGUCACCGAGUAUGGUGUACAUUGGAACUUCUUCUUCACCCUAGGCUUCUUGCCCCCAUUUACCGCUCUCUUCCAAUCAGCCUUUGACUUGGUGCCGUCCUAUGCCGUUCUCUCUUUUGUCCUGGCUGCUGUAUAUGAGAUUGCAUUAGACUGGACCUCGCUCGGGUCCUUUAUACUAGUCGCCCCACGGACCAACCUGUUUUCUCAGAACCGAGAAGGCAUAUUCUCAUUCUUCGGCUAUCUCGCCAUUUUCCUUGCAGGACAGUCUUUGGGUGCGUCCGCACUACCAAGACAACAGCCCAUCGCAAAGAACGCAUCGAUCCAGACCAAGCUUCAGCAGUCUACUUUCGGAAAGCUGAUCAUGACCUCCGUGUUUUGGACGGUUCUGUUCUACUUCUCAACUAGCUACUAUGGCCUGCGACUCCCCGUAUCGCGACGUCUAGCAAACCUCCCCUACUUCCUCUGGGUGUCCUCGUUCAACAGCUACCAAAUCACCAUCUGCUACGCCAUUGAGAGUUUUCUCUUUCCAAACUUGUACAAAGCGACAACCAAAGAAGAGGAAUCUCGGAGGAGUAGGGACGCUACCAGCACUGUACUCUAUGCUUACAACCGCAAUGGUCUCGCAGUCUUCCUUGUGGCGAAUCUACUCACGGGCCUUGUCAACAUGACAUUCCCGACCCUGCACAUGAGUGUGUUCCAGUCCAUGGGGAUACUGGUCGCGUACAUUGCUACUGUGACUGCGGUUGCAGUGGGCCUUGAUAUGUACAACCUUACCAUAAAGCUAUAG
Alternaria atra is the source of this 1470-nucleotide messenger RNA. RefSeq lists its product as uncharacterized. Gene Ontology annotation, molecular function: glucosaminyl-phosphatidylinositol O-acyltransferase activity. The transcript is spliced from 2 exons. The record is from RefSeq and is a predicted model, not a curated record. The coding region runs from base 1 to 1470 and encodes 489 amino acids. Gene Ontology annotation, cellular component: endoplasmic reticulum; membrane. Gene Ontology annotation, biological process: GPI anchor biosynthetic process; protein localization to plasma membrane. Lineage: Eukaryota; Fungi; Ascomycota; Dothideomycetes; Pleosporales; Pleosporaceae.